AUGCAGCAAAUCCCGAGAAAGAAGCUACAGGCGAGGCUAGGCCACUGGUGGCAACGCCACCGGCCGUUUCACGCGGGAAAGCAGCAGCCGCUGGAGCCACGUCAGGAGGCGCCACAUGAGGAUUUGGGCGGUGAGAGUUGGGAUUCUAGAGGGGAAGGCAGAGGAGGAAAGGUGAGGAUUAUGAAAAGUUUAUCAGAGCAAUACCCGGGACAGGAGAGAUUUAUAGCAGGGCAGGAGACGCGUGUACGGGGGAUUCAGGAAAGGGAGGUGGCGGGAUCUCGUGAGGAGCAAGGCCUUUUACACGUGGAGAAGACAGGAGUUGAAGAGAAGGGAGUUCGGGUUUCUGGCAGAACUGGAGCAGCUAGUAGCGAGGAUAUGGAAGGGGCGGUGUGUUUGGACGGUGGUUUGGCAGUUGGGGUGAAGGGGCGUGUGGAGGAGCAGGAACAGCAGGAGCAGAAGGAGAACGAGAAGAAGGAGCAGGAGCAGGAGGAAGGGGAGGAGGAGGGGGAGGAGCCGAACAAGGGGGGCCCGCAAGGGGGAGGAGAUGGCAAGGAGCAACAGGUAAAUCGAGAGGGAAGGGAGAAGGGGAGAAUUCAGGGGCAGGGAAGUGAACAGGAACGCGGGAAGCAGCAGCAAAGGGAGCAGCACGGGCAGCAGCAGCAAGGGGAGCAGCAGGAGCAAGGGCUGAAGGAGGUGCUAGUUGAGUGGACGCCGCAUGAAAGUGAGUUGCUGGAACAGCAGAUAGUGCAGCAGCAGAGUUUACGGCAGCAGAGUGGGAAACCCAUGAAGCUAGGAAUAGGGAUCACCUCAGAGGAGCUGCAGCAGGUGCUGCAGCAGAGUACGCAGCAAUCGACGCUGGCAAUCGGAACCACCUCAGAGCAGCAGCUGGGUGGGCAGCAGGCGAGUGGGCAGCAGGCGAGUGGGCAGCAGAAUUCGCAGCAGCAGAGUGGGCAGCCCAUGAAGCUAGCGAUCGGGACCACCUCAGAGCAACAACAGGUGCUGCAGGAGCUGCUCGUUCAGUGGCAAGCGGGGCAGCUUCAAGGGGGGACGCCGCAACCCAAUGACCAGCUGCCACCCGCCGAAACUCCUUCACAUACCCUCGCAGCCACAGUACCCCCUCCGCCUGUUCUCCUCAUACCAUUCCGCACUCCUCCCAUCACUCCUCUCCCCACUCCUCUCAUCACUCCUCUCGUCACUCCUCUCGUCACUCCUCUCGUCACUCCUCUCCUCACGCCUCUCCCCACUCCUACUCUCCUCACUCUCUCCCUCCGCUGCACCCCCGCCGAUCCUCCUCCCCACGCGCUCCCCCGUCCCUCCCCUCCACCUCCUCCUCCUCCUCCUCCUCCUCCCCGUCCCCCUCCUCCUCUCCUGCCGUCUCCCCCUCUGCCGCCCUCCACCCCCCUAGCGGAGGCACCAGCAGCAACAGCAGAGGGGGAGGAGUGGGGGGGAGGAUGGGGAGGGGACGGCAAGGGCACAGGAGGGCUGCCUCUGCUGAUAGUUUCAAGUCAUCAUCCCUCGCAGAAUCUUACUUCUCAAGCUCUCCCCUUGCAGCAGCAAGCGGUGCUGCCGGUGCAGCAGCGCAUGCCACGUGCCGAAACGAUUGCUGCUGGAGGAAACAACCUCUUACAGAGGAGAAAUGAUAUCCCUUCCUUUAAAGACAACAACCUUCUUUCUCCUAACAGCAGCAGCAGCAGCAGCAGCCUCCUAUCCCCUCGUAACCGCCUCCUUUCGCCAAUUAGCCGCCCCCAUUUCGCUAAUAGCCGCCUCGUUUCCUCUAGUAACAGCCUCCUUUCGCCAAAUAACCGACUCCUGUCUCCCUCUGGCAGCCACCCCUUCGCCCCUACCUCUCCCCUCUCGCCAAUGCCGGGUUUCUCGCCGGCUUUUUCGCCUGCCCGGAGGUCUAUUCAGCUGCCCAGGUCCCCUUCUGCUGGCUCUGCCCUUGUAGCGGAGGCUUUAGCAGAGAUUAUAGAGGAUGAGGAGUCGGAUAGUAGCAGCUCGUCUGAAGGGGAGGCGGUGGGGGAGGAGGUGGAUGAGGAGGAGGAGGUGGAGGAGGAGGAGGAGGCAGGUCACACCGUGUUCACCAACCUCCUCAGCUCUCCCUCAGACCUCACCGAAUCAUCCUUCGGUCACACAGUGUUCACCAACCUCCUCAGCUCUCCCCUAGACCUCACCGAAUACUCUUUAGGAUUCAUCGCCUCCCUCUGCCUCACACCCAAGAGCGCCACACUCUGUUGCCCUGUUCCUCUGUUGCCCUGUUCCUCUGUUGCCCUGUUCCUCUGUUGCCCUGUUCCUCUGUUGCCCUGUUCCUCUGUUGCCCUGUUCCUCUGUUGCCCUGUUCCUCUGUUGCCCUCUUCCUCUGUUGCCCUGUUCCUCUGUUGCCCUGUUCCUCUGUUGCCUGUUCCUCUGUUGCCCUGUUCCUCUGUUGCCCUGUUCCUCUGUUGCCCUCCCUCAACAGGUCACACUGUUUUCACCAACCUCCUCAGCGCCUUCCUAGACCUCCUAGACCUCCUAGACCUCCUCACCGAAUCCUCCUUCGCUUCUAUUGCCGCUCUCUGCAUCUCCCCAGCAGGUCACACAGUCUUCACCAACCUCCUCAGUUCUCUGCUAGACCUCACCGAAUCAUCCUUCGGCUUCCUCGCUUCCCUCUACCUCAUACCUUCAAAUGCUCCUCCUUUCCUUCCCUCUUCCCUCGUCCCCUCUCCCAGUCCCCAACAGAGCCCACCUCACAACUCACCCCACAACCCACCGCAAGGCUUCACGCUCGCACUUAGAUCCCACGCCAUCAACAACGUAGGCUGGACGGAUCAGCUGCACGGAACCUUCCUGGACGCUUCCUCUUCAACUGGGCUUCUACUCUCCCCCCUUGACCCAACGGGUCUCUUUGGCCGGGCCGCUGUGAGAGGGGAGGCGGUGUGGCAGAACAAUGCCGUGCCGCCUGCUGCUCUCCCCAAGGGACAUCCUAAGCUCUCCUCCGCUCUCUGCAUACCCUUGACCUGUGAACUCUUCCUCUUUGGCCGGGCGGCUGUGAGAGGGGAGGCGGUGUGGAGGAACAAUGCGGUGCCGCCUGCUGCUCUACCCAAGGGCCUUCCCAAGCUCUCGUCGGCCCUCUGCUUACCCCUGACCUGUGCACUGCGUCUCUCUGGCCGGGCGGUGCUGAGGGGAGAGGCGGCGUGGAGGAACAAUGCGGUGCCGCCUGCUGCUCUACCCAAGGGCCUUCCCAAGCUCUCGUCGGCCCUCUGCUUACCCCUGACCAGUCUCUUCACAUUCCCUGAGCGUGCACAGCAUGCAAGAGGCUUGUUGCCUCUCUGCUCUGGGCCCAACAAAGCACUGCGUCUCUCUGGCCGGGCGGUGCUGAGGGGAGAGGCGGCGUGGAGGAACAAUGCCGUGCCGCCUGCUGCUCUGCCCAAGGGCCAUCCCAAGCUCUCCUCCGCCCUCUGUAUUCCGUUGACCUGUGGUGAGUCUUUGCUCCUUUGCUUGUACCUCUCCCCUCUGUGCCCUGUGAGACUCUUUGGCCGGGUGGCUGUGAGAGGGGAGGCGGUGUGGCGGAACAAUGCAGUGCCGCCUGCUGCUCUGCCCAAGGGACAUCCCAAGCUCCCCCUCCGCUCUCUGCAUCCCGUUGACCUGUGCGGCAGUGAGCGGGGAGGCGGUGAGUCUCGUCCCCCUGGCAUCCUCGGUGUUUUUGAGACGUCUCAAAACUACCGUCUCAAAAAUACCCUCUCUACGAGCGGCAGUGAGCGGGGAGGCGGUGAGUCUCGUCCCCCUGGCAUCCUCGGUGUUGCAAUGGUUGGCCCCUGUAUCCUCAGUGUUGCAAUGGUUGGUAACCACGUUGGCGGUUACACGAGACGCUUGGUGCUUGCGGUGCAGCCUGUGGCCAUCACUGCUGCUACAGCCUUUCUCCCGCCUAACCCCCACACCCACCCUUCCUGCUCUUCCUCCCUUCCCCAGGCCCCUGUAUCGUCGGCGUUGCGAUGGUUGGUAACCGCAUCGGCGGUUACAACCAAUCCUUGUGUGACCACCACUGCUGCUGCCUGCCUGUUCGGGUUGCACUGGCGGGCUGCUGGGGGGAGGCGAUUGCGGAAGAAGACGGCUUUGAUGGGAGAGCCUUCGUUCGCCCCGUCUCUACCUCUCUGCCUGCAGAUUGGCCGGAUCCGCAUCAGUCCAGCUGGGCGCAUUGCUGGCAUGGACGCUCCUGCUCAAGCCAUCUUCUCCCUGCUGCCACCCCAUGCAUUCAUCCCACACACCCUUGCUCUCACUCCACGCAUGUGCUCUCACUCCACGCAUGUGCUCUCACUCCACGCAUGUGCUCUCACUCCACGCAUGUGCUCUCACUCCACGCAUGUGCUCUCACUCCACGCAUGUGCUCUCACUCCACGCAUGUGCUCUCACUCCACGCAUGUGCUCUCACUCCACGCAUGUGCUCUCACUCCACGCAUGUGCUCUCACUCCACGCAUGUGCUCUCACUCCACGCAUGUGCUCUCACUCCACGCAUGUGCUCUCACUCCACGCAUGUGCUCUCACUCCACGCAUGUGCUCUCACUCCACGCAUGUGCUCUCACUCCACGCAUGUGCUCUCACUCCACGCAUGUGCUCUCACUCCACGCAUGUGCUCUCACUCCACGCAUGUGCUCUCACUCCACGCAUGUGCUCUCACUCCACGCAUGUGCUCUCACUCCACGCAUGUGCUCUCACUCCACGCAUGUGCUCUCAGGUUGGCGGAAUCCACAUCAGUUUAUCUGGGCGUGUUGCUGGUAUGGACGUCUCAAAACACGAGCCAUCUUCUCCCUGCUGCCGGCCCCUUUUGA
Closterium sp. NIES-65 is the source of this 4803-nucleotide messenger RNA. Lineage: Eukaryota; Viridiplantae; Streptophyta; Zygnematophyceae; Desmidiales; Closteriaceae. The record is from the annotation of a GenBank genome assembly.